Molecule: messenger RNA, 1404 nt
Organism: Symbiodinium necroappetens
Lineage: Eukaryota; Dinophyceae; Suessiales; Symbiodiniaceae
Source: the annotation of a GenBank genome assembly
AUGCCCGAAAUUGCCUUCGACCUCUACGACGAGCGCUGGCGGGAGUGUUGGAUGGCAGCGACCUCCACUGCCCGCUUGCGGAAGAAGCAGGUGGAUAUCGACAUUCAAGAGCGAGUGCAUCGAUUGAUUCAGGAGCACGGUCCUAACACAGAGAAGCCCCUGACAUUGCGUGUUUAUGGAACAAUGAUCAAGGGCUUCUGUGUUUUGAACAACGAGCGAGCUCGUGCCCUGUACUUUGACUCGGAGCGAUUGGUGCUCAUGUUUGCGCGCCAGCCAUUUACGGAGGACAAGAUCAGACUGCCAGCCGCUAAGAGGCAGCGGAUGGAGGCGGCACUGACGUUGGACUUGGAUCUGGCGAAGGUUGAAGCCUGUGAAACCUUCAACUGGACACAGGCUCCUUUGGAGGAAGGGGCCCUUUUGCAACUUGGUGGGGCUGCUGCUCAGGAUGUUCUCCCAUCGAUUGAGCUUGCAGAAGCCAUGCCACAGUUGCUGGAUCCAAAUGCCUCUGACCUGGCUGCGCCUAAAGCGGAGAUGGACUGGCUUCCCAGAUUCGAGCUGGGCCCUUUGGAGCCGCGAGUGGAAGGCGAGGGACGGAAACCGGAGGAGCUCGCCGACCCCCUGAUGCAGCUCUUGGGUGCUCCGAACGCAAUUGAAUUGCAUGACCCGCAGGCCUGUGGCCAGGGAGAAGGCAACGGAGAGGCAGUUCAAUCGCUCAAAAGAAGACGUGCAGAAAGAGUCGCUGCCGCGCUUCUCCGCCCAGGAUUAGUGUAUGGCUUUGACUCCGAUCCGAUGAUUCCUUCUCAAAAAGUUGCCGAUUGGCAGCUCGACGAUGACAGGCUCUGUCGAGCGCGGCUUGGGGCCGUGGACCAGGUUGAGAUAAUGGAAGAUUCCUUGCAGGAAGCUGAUCACUUCGGAUUUGGGCUGCGGCAAGUUGCAGAUCCCGACACGGCCUUUUACCACCAACAAGGAAUUGGAAGAGAUCAAGGAGAGCCUCCACAGGUUCAAUCUUUGCUUGGAGGAGUUUGUGAUUUCCCGUUCCCUGACGCUCAUAGCCACACUCAGCCUGGCAUGCAAACAUGGGAGCCCGAACAUGUGGACGACACACUCGGGUCCUGUGCUGCGCAGCAUGCAGAUUUGGACGUGGCCAUGCAUGAUGAUCCCAUGCCUGACGCCAACCUGGAGGUGCAGGAUGAUCGCACAGCAGAGGUCGGACAAAUCAUAUUGGAUUGCUUGCGGCGUGAUGGCCACAGCACUGAGUUUGAGAAAUUGGUCCCACCUGGCGAAGCUGACCGAACCACAGCAGCCUUGACAUUCACGGCCUUGCUAGCUCUUGCAAGCGCGGGCGACUUGUACGUGCAGCAGAUGCAGCCCUACAGCACAAUCGUGGUCGCUGAAUGCAAGUGA